Molecule: messenger RNA, 1140 nt
Organism: Diplodia corticola
Lineage: Eukaryota; Fungi; Ascomycota; Dothideomycetes; Botryosphaeriales; Botryosphaeriaceae
Product: f-box domain protein
Exons: 2
Coding region: 1-1140 (379 amino acids)
Molecular function (GO): protein binding
Source: RefSeq, a predicted model, not a curated record
AUGGCCCACCUCACCUCGUUGCCGUCGGAGCUCCUGUUCCAUAUCCUUAGCUUCUUGCCCAUCCGCUCCCUGCUUGCCUUUUCCUUAGCUAGCCGAUCCGCGUACAUUCUCGCUUCCUCAAGCCUGCAAACCCUCUCGCUGGGCGUCUAUCCCACCCGUGUCUCUUCCUUGAUCAGCCAGCUCUCGAGCACCAGUCCCACCGCAUCCCCGUACUCCCGUAGCACCAGAAGCCUCAGCAGCAGCGCCAGCUCUCUCCCCGCUUCGUCGUCGUGUAGCUCCAAGUCGCCCUCGUCCUCAGCAUCUGACCUCUUCAACGAGGCGUGCACCGUCGCACAUGUCAUUCCGCAGGCGUCGGAGCUGCGGCCUCAUACGCUGCUGGCCUUCCACUCCGCCCUCAUCUCGUCCAUCUUGACCCGCUACUGCUUGUCCAUGCGCCACUUGGAACUCAGCAUCUGGACACUCACCCCGCCUGUGGCCGACGCCCUGGCCGGGCUGAAGAACCUGCGCACCCUGUGUCUGCGUGUCGAGGAUCCCUUCGGCCGUGGCUUCCUGCGCCGCUGGAUCAUCAACUGGGGCUCUACUGUGGAUGUCGACGACGACGGCGACGACGACGACGACGACCGCGGCCCGUCGCGCCGGCCUCCGUCUCUGUACCGCGCCAUGCCCGAAGCCGGCACCGGCACCGAGUGGAACAAGUUUGCCGCCGCGUGGAGCCGGUUGGAGACGCUGCGGCUCAUCGGCGCCGAAGUGAGCGACUGGCAGCUGUGCCAGAUCCUGAAGAGGAACCCCGGCCUGAAGGAGCUGUGGCUGAAGAAGUGCCCGGACGUCGGCAUCGAGCUGCUGAAGUUUUUGGACGAGGAGUGGGAGGGGAGGGCCAGUCUGCAGACGCUGGGCCUGGUCGAUUGCGAUCUCGCGGGCGAGAUCAACGCGGAGACGGCGGCGCACAUUGGAGGUUUGCCGAGUUUACAGUUCUUGUCUUUACUUGGCUGCAAGGGCCUGACGAACAGCACGGUCGAGCGCUUGAACGACGAGUCGUGGCACAUCCCGCACGUCGAGCUGCCGGGAGCCAACAUCGCGGACCUUGGACCGAUGCCAGCUGUAAUUGAGGUUGACCCCGCUUACGUAGAUGACGAGGCAUGA